GUUUCUCCCUGCCCGUGGGGUUGCUCAAUCGGGAGCGUCCCCAGCGCUUCCCCGCCGCCGGCUCCGGCCACCCGGCUGUCGGCCUGCAGCCGGCCAGCAUUCCCUCUCUCGGGGCCGGUUUCCGGAGAGUCAGACUGAGCUCUCUUACAGCUGCAGCAACCGGCUGUUUGUAAAAAUGAAAUGUGCCGGCCGUAUCCAAGUUCCGGGAAAUCAGAGAUCAAACACGCUCCGUGCUUUGGCAGGAGCGAGGCCCGGUUAACAUUGUAUCACGCCUCGGUCACGUGCCUCUCCUAGGUCACUUAGUGACCCCGACGAGCGAGACUGACAACCGGUCGAAGCAACAUUGUUGGGAUAUGUAUCAACUUGGAGAAGGAGACUUUGACCCGGGCUUGGGAAGGUGAAGGGUGAUUUCCUGAGUCAGUGUGUGUGUUUUAAGUAGGUUGGUGCUGAUUUGGGGAAGCUCACUCCGUGUCUAUACAUAUUAAAAUGUACCCACAGAAGCUGGGGAUACAGAGUCUUUGUCCAGGGACUUCAGGAGCAGUCUCAUGGAAAAUAUUCUGUCCCGUUGUCUCUUUUCAUUCUUAAUCCUGAGGAUUCAACUUUUAAAAACGGAGUUGCCCCAGCCCUGCUUGCAGAGACUCCCAUUCAAGAGGAGUGAGCGGGGCCUAGGACUCUGAUUCGUUGAGCUGGUCCUAGGUGUUUUCGAAGUAUACCCAGGACUGAAAAUACCCCAACCCACCUGCAUGCUCCUGAGUUUUGAUGAUUGGUUACAUUGUGUACUGGAAAAAAACACCUCUGGAGAGAGUGGCUUUGACGCCGUUUCAUUUGUCACGGUCUCUUGUGUUUGUGAGUCAGGAAGAGCCCCUGCAGCAACUCCUUCUCUUUCUCUUCAGGGCCUUGGAAUUACUUGCUAGGAGUGUCACCUCCCUGCCACCCAGACUGUCAUGGCAGCUCGCCUGGUGAAGCGGUGCGCUUGCCUACUGAGAGAGGCCACUCGUCUGGCCCCUGCUGGGUCUCCAGUUGGCCGACUGAGACUGGCCAGGGUGGCCCAUAGGACUCUGACUUCCUCAGCUACCUCACCCAGUUCCCACUUCCCAGGUUCCUUGUCACAGCACGUGGAGAAGGAACAGGUGUUUACUCCCUACCCAGAGCGCCAGGAGGUGGAUGCGCUCAUCGAGAAGGCCACCCAGCCCGAGGAGCUCCUGGAGCUGCUUGGUGGUGGCCACUGCCUGCACCAGAACAAUGCGGCCCUCGCACUCAUCAAGCUCUCUCGCCUGCUGUCCGAAAAGCCAGAGGACAAAGCCUUGCUUAUACAGGAUGCCCGCUUUCAGCAACUUCUCCAUCUUGUCAACAGUCAGAUAACUGGGGUCUGGCACGGGACCCUCGUGAAGCUGCUCCGGAGCCUCUAUGCGCUGGGGCUCUCCCAAGCCUCCAAGGAGCUGCGGUCUGUGGAGCAGGAGGUGCGCUGGCGCAUGCGCAGGCUCAAGUACAAGCACCUGGCCUUCCUGGCUGAGUCCAGCGCCACCUACAUGCAGGGGCAGGGCUCCCAGGAGCUGCUGGCUGAGCUGCUUGUGAGCCUGGAGCGGCGCUGGGUGGAAAUCGAGGAUGGCCGCACUCUGGUGGCCAUCAUGACGAAGACUGGGCACCUCUCGGAGUCUCUGAUGAACCACCUGGAGGACAAGUGCCUGGAGCUGGUGGAGCAGUUUGGCCCUGAUGAGCUGCGGAAGGUGCUGGUGGUGCUGGCAGCUCAGAACCGGCGGUCGGUGCCCCUGCUGCGGGCCAUCUCCUACCACCUGGUCCAGAAGCCCUUCCCCCUGACCAAAGGUGUCCUCCUGGACCUGGCCUAUGCCUAUGGCAAACUCGGCUUCCACCAGACCCAGGUGUUCCAGCGCCUGGCCUCUGACCUGCUGCCCCACACACCCAGCCUCACGUCCGGCGAGGUGGCCCGCUGCACCAAGUCUUUCGCCUUCCUCAAGUGGCUCAACCUGCCCCUGUUUGAGGCUUUUGCCCAGCAUGUCUUGAAUAGAGCUGAGAGCAUCGCCAUGCCCGACCUCUGCAAUGUGCUCCUGGCCUUCGCCCGCCUGAACUUCCAUCCAGAGCAAGAGGAUUCGUUCUUCAGCCUGGUGCAUGAGAAGCUGAGGUGUCAGCUGGCAGGCCUGGACCCCGCCCUGCAGGUGGACGUGCUGUGGGCCCUGUGUGUGCUGCAGCAGGCCAGGGAAGCCGAGCUCCGUGCUGUGCUGCGCCCCGAGUUCCACACCCAGUUCCUAGGUGAUGAGUCCCCGAAGGGUCAGAGCACCUUUCAGAAACUGCUUCACAUCAAUGCCACUGCCCAGCUGGAGCAUCCUGAGUACACAGGCCCCCUGUUGCCGGCCUCAGCCUUGGUGCCCAAGCCCUUGGCCCUUGACAGGAAGGCGACGCCCCUGCAGAAGGAGCUGCAGGAGACCCUGAAGGGGGUGCUGGGCAGCGCCGACAGGGCCCGCCUCACGGUGGCCACGCGUCAUGGCUGGGUCCUGGAUGCUGAGGUGCUACUGGAUGCCGAAGGCCAGUUCCUGCCCCUGAGAGACUUUGUGGCCCCACACCUUGCCCCGCCUUCUGAGGGCCAGCCCCUGCCCCCCAGGGCUAAGAGGCUGGCCUUCCUGCGCUGGGAGUUCCCCAACUUCAACAGCCGGAGCAAAGACCUACUGGGGCGUUUCGUGCUGGCCCGGCGCCAUGUGCUGGCUGCUGGCUUCCUAGUAGUGGAUGUCCCGUACUACGAGUGGCUGGAGCUCAAGUCUGAGUGGCAGAAAAGUGCCUAUCUCAAGGACAAGAUACGGAAAGCGGUGGCAGAGGAGCUGGCCAAGUGACCUGCC
Molecule: messenger RNA, 2849 nt
Organism: Miniopterus natalensis
Lineage: Eukaryota; Metazoa; Chordata; Mammalia; Chiroptera; Miniopteridae
Source: RefSeq, a predicted model, not a curated record